Heterobasidion irregulare TC 32-1 is the source of this 831-nucleotide messenger RNA. RefSeq lists its product as uncharacterized. Bases 1 to 831 code for a protein of 276 amino acids. Lineage: Eukaryota; Fungi; Basidiomycota; Agaricomycetes; Russulales; Bondarzewiaceae. The record is from RefSeq and is a predicted model, not a curated record. The transcript has a single exon.
AUGCUCCUCCACGAAGACCACGAUGCUUCAUCACCAUCCAGAAACUCCUCCCCCGAUGUCGUCCUUAUGGUGUCCAAUCCAGAUGUCGGACGAGUGGACAGAGGAACCAGUCCUCACCGAGGCGAUGCUGAACGAAUUGACAGAGGAACCAGUCCUCACCACCCAGAGCCUGCCGUCGUCACCCUCACUCCACACCUCAAUAACUUCUCAGAUGACGACGCCGAGGAUUACGCCAAGUUCAAGGAAAGAGAAAGAAUCCGCCGAUCGUCACCCAAGGGGCCCCCACGAGAUGCAUCACGGAAUGAAAACCCUGAUGACAGAAACCUACCGGGCUCUGAUGAAGUACCAAUGGGAGUUCCACCUCCUACUACGAUCGCGGCGAGCACUAGAGCUGCAGGUCCCUUGGGACUACGAGCAAGAACAGCGGCUCAACUCCCAAGCCAUGGAGAAACUGAACCGAUACCAGUUAUACAGGGAGCUGCACCUCCGCCAGUAUCAGUUAGUGGACAGGUUCCCCGCCCCAUGGGAAGAACUACCCUUGGUACAGAUCCUCACUCCGGAGAAUUGGAGCGACACGUGGACGCGCUCCUCCAGCGAAACACUAUCUCCACGGUAAUACAAAUGGCCACAGCCAUGGCCCUACAACGACUCGCUAACUUCGCUGCAGGGCAAUCUGGGAACAAGAAUAGCGACAUACCUCGACGACUGGCUAGUGCCAGUCUCCAGAUCAGAGGGCUUGCACUCCAAACCGAUCCUGACAUGGCCUCUUGGUACAAACACAACGACGGACGACCACGAGCUCUCCUCAUCCAUCCCAACGAAUUCUCCUAG